AUGGAGGUGGCAUCCGGGGACGAGGAGCUGAAAUCGCUGCUCCAGAACUUCCAUCGCGUGUCCCAGGGGUACAAAGAUGCACUUACGGAGGUCCAGGCUUUAAGAGUAAACUGCAGCACUGAGUUCAAAAGGCGUGAAGCUCUUGAAUCACAUAUUACAGAUCUUAAGAAAGACAAUGAGCGAUUAAGAAGACUAUACACAGAAACUUUAUUCAAGUUCACCAACCAGGUGAAAUUCCACGCAGAAGCUCAAAGCCUGAAGGAAGAGCUGGAAAAGGCAAAUAGUAGAUUGCUAUCCAUGGAAGAGGAGCACAAGAGGGAGACUGAGCAACUUAAGCACAGCAGUGAAAUGAAGAGCAAUGCCCUGGAGAACAAGCUCAGCCACACCCUUGUUCAGCAAGCAAGAGAUGAAGCUGCAAUGAAGCAACUGAAGUUGGAGCUGAGUGCCCAUAAAGCUCACAUCGACAUGUUAGGUAGCAGGUUGGAGCAGGUUACUGCUGACGUGCAUUCUCAGUAUAAAAAUGAGAUCCAGGAUUUGAGGGAUGUGAUUUCUGUUGAACAAGAGGAGAAAAAGGACAUGCACAGGAAGCUUCAGAAUGCAGAAAACGAGUUGAGGAUCACGAGGAUGAAGCAGGCGGAGCAGCAAAGGGAUUCCGUGUCGGUCCAGCACGUGGAGACGCUGAAGCAGAAGGUGAUGAAGCUCCGGAAGGAGAACGAGUCCCUGAAGAGGAGGCUGGCGAGCUCUGAAGCCUGA
Molecule: messenger RNA, 753 nt
Organism: Miscanthus lutarioriparius
Lineage: Eukaryota; Viridiplantae; Streptophyta; Magnoliopsida; Poales; Poaceae
Source: the annotation of a GenBank genome assembly